AUGUCAGACGAUCUGCCAAUUGAUAUUCACAGUAGCAAAUUGCUAGAUUGGCUUGUAAGCCGACGUCAUUGUAAUAAGGAUUGGCAAAAAAAUGUUUUGGAAAUUCGCGAGAAAAUCAAACAUGCAAUUUUGGACAUGCCAGAAUCACCAGAAAUUGUAAAGUUACUCCAAGGAAGCUAUAUUAACUAUUUUCAUUGCGUUAAAAUCAUUGAAAUUUUACGUGAAACUGAAAAGGAUACGAAAAAUUUUCUAGGAUUUUAUUCGUCUCAAAGAAUGAAAGAUUGGCAGGAAAUUGAGAGCAUGUACGAAAAAGACAACGUUUUUCUUGCUGAAGCCGCUCAAGUGCUCCAACGACUUGUUCAAUAUGAAAUUCCGGCAUUAAAGCGUCAAAUUGUGAAAAAUGAUCAAGCUGUUUCUGAAGCCGCGAAAAAAUAUGAAGAUUAUGGUAAACAAGCAGAAGAUAGUAAAAAAGCGUACGAAAAAGAAUUGGGGCGAAUGGGAUUGGUUGGAAAGUCGCUUCGUGCCGAACUAUUAGCACUCGCCGCUGAUCUUCCUACCUACUUCAACGAAGUUGUGGAUGACAUUAAAAAAUUGGAUCAAGCCAGGGAACAUUAUAAGCAAUUUAGAGAGUAUAUGCAUCAAGGAUCAACCCCAAAGAGCAAAAUUCUUCCCUCACUGACUCUUCUUAUCUCCGGUGGUUCUGACGUUACUGCUUACGAAUUCAAAUAUGGGCAGAAGCCUGAUAAAGUCGAAAAACCAAAUUUCGACUUGCUCUUAAAUGCCGACAAAGACAAAAACGAGAAAGAUGACGAAAUCGAUUUUGGCGAUGAUGACAUUGACUUCGGCGUUGAUGAAGUUGGAGAUUCAGAGAUUAACCUUGAUAUUGACAUCGAUGUCGUUGCUGACGAUUCAGGAGCUGUUGGUGAGAAAAUUGCGUCCGGACAAGAUGCGUUGAGUCUUCUCGAGAAUGCCGAAACGCAAACAGUUGUUAAAAAUGAACUAAGCGAGCUUGUCGCGUUUCUCAAAAUGCGUCUCGAGGACGAAACACGAGAAACUGGAGCCGAUGUUCUUAUAAGAGGCGCGGAGAAACGACCAGCUGAUAUUUCGAAAAUUACCGACAAGGAUCUUAAAGUGUGGAUAAAGCAAGUUGAAGACAUUCAAGCGAAAUUGAACAAUUCGCAGAAAGUGCACUUGUUCAAAAUUCGAGGAUCUCCACAAUAUGUUGAGCAGGUCGUCGAAUCUCUUGAAAAGAAGCGCGACAUGGAAGGAAGAUACAAACGCCUUCAAAAGUUGAUGAUUGAUAAGCAAGAGGAAGCUCGCGGAAUCCUCACCAAGGCCAACGAAGAGCUCAAACAAAUUGUUGAGAGCACGAGGCAACUUCAAAAGCAAGUCGAGGGCGAGAUUUCCAAAAAGUAUAAUGGUCGUCGGGUUAAUCUUAUGGGAGGAAUCAAGCAAGCACUUUCCGGUGUUUAA
Messenger RNA from Caenorhabditis bovis, 1473 nucleotides. Lineage: Eukaryota; Metazoa; Nematoda; Chromadorea; Rhabditida; Rhabditidae. The record is from the annotation of a GenBank genome assembly.